Echinococcus granulosus is the source of this 1272-nucleotide messenger RNA. RefSeq names its product Villin-2. NCBI's taxonomy places the organism in Eukaryota, Metazoa, Platyhelminthes, Cestoda, Cyclophyllidea, Taeniidae. Gene Ontology annotation, molecular function: actin filament binding. Bases 1 to 1272 code for a protein of 423 amino acids. The transcript is spliced from 7 exons. Gene Ontology annotation, biological process: lamellipodium assembly; cytoskeleton organization. Gene Ontology annotation, cellular component: actin cytoskeleton. The record is from RefSeq and is a predicted model, not a curated record.
AUGCUUAUUGUAGGACGGGAGAAAGCGAUGAAGAGUGGGACUUUGCCGGAUGGUAGGACAAUCACCAAAUCGGAGGAAUCGAGCUCCGACACGCGGACUCUAUCACCCGGCACUGUGCACUCCUUAUCGCCCGAAAAGGAUGCACCACCUACGAGUGUGGAGAGCAAGAUCAACACACUGAAACGUACCACUGGCAACUCGGGGAUGUCGGCGGCAGUGGCACAAUAUGUGGAAGAGGAGGAAAAACGUCAAAAGACGAGUUCGUUCGACCUUGACCCCAUUUCGGCUUCAAGAUCACCUAGUGCCAAUUUCGAGCCUCCCUACAGCACUCGCUACGCCAAUCAUCGUUUCGCAUAUCGACGCGAAAAGACCUUUGAUUCUCUCCGUUCUGUAGCACCACCCUCCCGUUCCACUCUGAGACGUGAGAUGAGAGACGGCCUUACCGGCACGAGAGACCACUUCUCCACUUCACCGAUUAUUCCUCGACCUGGCUACACUUCGGGAAUUCUCUCUUCGCGUCCAGUUAGUCUUCCACGAGGAGUGAAUGGUGUCACCUCCACCACCUUUCCACCAUGGUCGUCUGCAGUGUCACCAGCUCAACGCAAAAUCUACGCGUCCAACACGUCAAGAACUCUUCCAGCCAAUACAACUUCUGGUCCACUAAGUGAUUCCAGGAAUGGGGCCUUUACGUUGACCACCUCAGGACUUUCAAUGAAUGGUAUGGCGGGUGCUACGGAGGCUCAACUGGCACAGCCCUUGACAACGUUGGCAACAAAUCGAGAUAGUCGUCGAGCGCGUUCUACGACACUCACUGGUGGUCUUCCACCACCCUCCAUUUCGGGUCUGCGUCCGGUGGGUCCCAGAAGCUACAAUUAUCUUGGAGGCACCUCCUUUGAACUCUCUCGUGGACGUCAAACAAAAGCUGCGGCAAUAAAUACAACAAAUGGUUGGAGGACUGCUCGAACGGCCUCCGAAAAUGCCCGGUUUAGUGCUAGAGGCGGAUCGAAUGCCCUUCUGGAUGACGAGUAUCCAGAUGUUCAGAGCUGGUUGAGACCAACCAAAUCGCAACAAUAUCAGGGGCAGAAGAUCUAUUCCUACGACCAGUUGAAGGUGUCCUCGAACGCCAACUUGAAGGGAAUCGAUGAAAGGCAUCGGGAGGAGUACCUUUCUGCGGAGGAAUUUGAGCGUCUCUUCAAAAUGCCCAAAACGGCAUUCCAACGUUUACCAGAGUGGAAGAAAAGUGAUUUAAAACGACGUCUUGAUCUCUACUGA